Messenger RNA from Boleophthalmus pectinirostris (great blue-spotted mudskipper), 1074 nucleotides. Its product is annotated as red-sensitive opsin. NCBI's taxonomy places the organism in Eukaryota, Metazoa, Chordata, Actinopteri, Gobiiformes, Gobiidae. The transcript has 6 exons. Gene Ontology annotation, biological process: G protein-coupled receptor signaling pathway; visual perception; phototransduction. Gene Ontology annotation, molecular function: G protein-coupled receptor activity. The record is from RefSeq and is a predicted model, not a curated record. Bases 1 to 1074 code for a protein of 357 amino acids. Gene Ontology annotation, cellular component: membrane; photoreceptor outer segment.
AUGGCAGAGGAGUGGGGCAAACAGGUGUUCGCUGCCAGGCGGUACCACGAAGACACAACAAGGGGCUCUGCAUUUACUUACACAAACAGCAACAACACAAGAGAUCCCUUCGAGGGUCCCAACUACCAUAUUGCCCCGAGAUGGGUGUACAACCUUUCCACAGUUUGGAUGUUAUUUGUGGUUGUUGCAUCGGUGUUCACCAACGGUCUUGUAUUGGUGGCCACAGCCAAAUUCAAGAAACUGCGCCACCCUCUCAACUGGAUCCUGGUCAAUCUGGCUAUUGCCGAUCUUGGAGAGACAGUUUUUGCCAGCACCAUUAGUGUUUGUAACCAGUUCUUUGGCUACUUCAUCCUUGGACAUCCCAUGUGCGUCUUCGAGGGAUACACAGUCUCUACUUGUGGUAUUGCUGCUUUGUGGUCGUUAACAAUCAUCUCCUGGGAAAGGUGGAUUGUUGUGUGCAAACCAUUUGGAAAUGUUAAAUUUGAUGCAAAGUGGGCCUCUGGUGGAAUCAUUUUCUCCUGGGUUUGGGCUGCAGCCUGGUGCUCUCCUCCUAUCUUUGGAUGGAGCAGGUACUGGCCUCAUGGACUGAAGACCUCCUGUGGACCUGAUGUGUUCAGUGGAAGUGAAGACCCUGGUGUCCAGUCCUAUAUGAUUGUUCUGAUGCUUACAUGCUGCAUCCUCCCACUUACUGUCAUCAUCUUGUGCUACCUUGCCGUUUGGUGGGCUAUUCACUCUGUUGCCAUGCAGCAGAAGGAAUCUGAAUCCACACAGAAGGCUGAGAAGGAAGUGUCCAGAAUGGUGGUGGUCAUGAUCUUUGCGUAUUGUUUCUGCUGGGGGCCGUACACAUUCUUUGCCUGCUUUGCCGCAGCUAACCCUGGAUAUUCCUUCCACCCCCUGGCUGCAGCAAUGCCUGCGUACUUUGCCAAGAGCGCCACUAUCUACAACCCUAUUAUCUAUGUCUUCAUGAACAGACAGUUCCGCACAUGCAUCAUGCAACUGUUUGGCAAAGAAGUUGAUGAUGGUUCUGAGGUAUCCACAUCAAAAACAGAAGUUUCUUCUGUGGCUCCUGCAUAA